AUGUCAUUUGUCAUGCGCUCCAUAAAUUCCAAGGAAAAGGCUACUAAGCGUGGAAUUUUACAGCAGACGUCGAAGAUUUAUGAUCCGCUUGGCAUGUUAGCCACAGUCACCAUUCGUGCAAAGUUGCUGAUUCAGGACCUAGGGAAGCGGAAGUAUGUGUGGGACACACCAAUUCCGGAACGUGAACAAAACGCCUGGCUACACAUCGCAGAAGACUUAAAUGAAGCUAUGACGACAUCGUUCCCGAGACAGUAUUUUCCGGACAACCCAUCGAACAUGGUCGAUGAAGAUUACGUGUUACACGUGUUUGUUGACGCCAGUACACGUGCGUACGGCGAAGUCGCAUACCUGAACACAUCGUCGAGUUAA
Molecule: messenger RNA, 369 nt
Organism: Dreissena polymorpha
Lineage: Eukaryota; Metazoa; Mollusca; Bivalvia; Myida; Dreissenidae
Exons: 1
Coding region: 1-369 (122 amino acids)
Source: RefSeq, a predicted model, not a curated record